Molecule: messenger RNA, 462 nt
Organism: Caenorhabditis briggsae
Lineage: Eukaryota; Metazoa; Nematoda; Chromadorea; Rhabditida; Rhabditidae
Exons: 4
Coding region: 1-462 (153 amino acids)
Molecular function (GO): RNA binding
Source: RefSeq, a predicted model, not a curated record
AUGCUCAUCUCACUGCUCCCUCGUUUCGCUCGAUGCACACGAUUCGCAUCGACGACAUCGGCGCUUCUGAAGGAGAAAAAAUCCACGUCAUCAUCAGCGAAAAAUGUGGAAAUCGGCGACGACGGACUACCCAAAGACUAUAAAUUGAAGACGUUACGAGCCGGAAGUCGUCGGCUGGAUACGUUUGUGAAUCGAGCGACUGGACAGAGCAGCAGCGAAGUCAUCAAAUUGAUCAUGCAGGGAAAAGUGCGAGUGAACGAUGAGGUCUUUACCAAGAAGGCGUAUAAUAUUUGCCAAGACGACGUCAUCGAGGUGUGGAAGUCGCCGUUCGCUGACAACGCCGCGUUGGCAAACGUGGAGAGAACAGAGAUCGUCUCCUACGAAGUGACCGAUCAGGGAUACAAUUUCGAAGUGAAGAGCUGGAAGAAUUUUUUGUCUGAUAACUGGCGCUCGUCUCAAUAA